AAAAAACGAAAUACAAACAGGCACCAUCAAACACCGGCCAUAGCCAGGGAAGAGGAGAGAGAGAGAGAACCGAACUUCCUUUGCUUCGCAGGCUGUAAAUACGCAUCAAAAUUCUCUAUUUCAUCUUCGUCUUCCUAUUCUCUCUCUUUCUCUACCCCUGAACCAUCGGAGGCACAGAGAGAAUCAAGGUCUGAGACCCACGUUUCUCCUAUUUUCUAGAGAGAGAGAGAGCGAUCUCAGUGGUGGAAGGUUGAAAGGUAGUGAGUGGCUUAGAAAAUGGGCACGCUUCAGACUUGGCGGAAAGCUUAUGGUGCUCUUAAGGAUACCACCAAAGUCGGGCUCGCCCAUGUCAAUAGCGAUUAUGCGGAUUUGGAUGUUGCUAUAGUUAAAGCUACAAACCACGUCGAGUGCCCGCCCAAAGAGAGACACCUCAGAAAGAUUUUGAUAGCCACUUCUGCAAUUCGUCCACGGGCCGAUGUUGCUUAUUGUAUUCGUGCACUUUCCAGAAGAUUGACCAAGACCCACAAUUGGACGGUGGCAUUGAAAACUUUAAUAGUCAUCCAUAGGACAUUGAGAGAGGGCGACCCUACUUUCAGAGAGGAACUUGUAAAUUUCUCGCAAAGAGCACGAAUUCUUCAACUUUCUAAUUUCAAGGAUGAUUCAAGCCCUAUAGCCUGGGAUUGCUCUGCAUGGGUACGUACUUAUGCAUUAUUUUUGGAGGAACGGCUUGAAUGCUUCAGGGUUUUGAAGUAUGAUAUUGAAGCUGAACGUUUACCAAGGCCUGCCCAAGGACAGGAGAAGGGAUAUGGUAGGACCAGAGAGUUGGACAGUGAAGAACUGUUGGAGCAGUUGCCAGCUUUGCAACAGCUGCUCUAUCGUCUUAUUGGUUGUCGGCCUGAAGGAGCAGCUGUUGGCAAUUAUGUUAUACAAUAUGCCCUUGCUCUGGUGCUUAAAGAGAGCUUUAAAAUUUAUUGUGCUGUAAAUGAUGGAAUAAUUAAUCUUGUUGACAAGUUUUUUGAGAUGCCAAGACAUGAAGCUGUCAAGGCCCUUGAUAUCUAUAAGCGAGCUGGCCAGCAGGCUUCUAACCUUUCGGAUUUUUAUGAAGUUUGCAAAGGACUGGAGCUUGCUAGGAAUUUCCAGUUCCCCGUUUUAAGAGAGCCUCCACAAUCCUUUCUCAAUACAAUGGAAGAGUAUAUUAGAGAGGCACCUCGGGUGGUCUCUGUUCCAACUGAGCCAUUGCUUCAAUUAACAUACAAACCAGAUGAAGGUUCUUCGGAAGAAACCCAAUUACCGAGUGAUGAACCUGUGGCACCACCUUCAGAUAUUGUGUCUGAUGUUGAGACUGCAACACCACCACCACCUCCACCACCUCCUCCUCAAAGCAGCACGGACACUGGAGACUUACUGGGUUUGGGUUUUGAUGCUCCUGAUGUAUCUGUAAUUGAGGACAGAAAUGCGAUGGCCCUAGCCAUUGUAACAUCCGAAGCCAAUACUGCUCCCACAUUUAACUCUGGCACUGCUGGAUCAAAAGAUUUUGAUCCCACUGGCUGGGAGCUUGCUUUAGUAACCACUCCGGGCACCGACAUUUCAGCACCUACUGAUCGUCAAUUGGGUGGUGGAUUGGACUCACUCACUCUGAACAGUUUGUAUGAUGAAGGAGCAUACAGAGCUUCUCAGCAGCCUGUCUAUGGAGCCCCAGCACCAAAUCCAUUCGAGACACACGAUCCAUUUGCCAUGUCAAACGCCAUUGCUGCUCCUCAUUCGGUUCAGAUGGCAACCAUGGCUCAACAUCAUCAGCCCAACCCCUUUGGUCAUUACCAACCUACAUACCAAGCACAGCCGCAACAUCAACAGCAACCACAACCACAACCGCCACAUCAACAAAAUUUGUUAAUGGGUCCAUCAAACCCUUUUGGCGAUGCAGGAUUUGGGGCAUUUCCCGCAAACCCUGUUUCGCACCCACAAAAUAACAACCCAUUUGGAGCCACAGGCCUGCUGUAAUGAACUUAUAUUCGAAACAUUUGGAAGAAUAGAGAAAAGUGUAAUCUACUCGUGAAAUUGGUUUUGAGUGCGAUUGGGGUGGUGUUGGUAUAGAAAAGGUGGGGGGUUUUGAUUUUGGCCAUGAGAGCUUUUGGGCAAAGAACAUCGAUAUAUGUUUGGUGUAAAAGCACUGAGUAGUAGUAAUUAGUUCAUACGAUUCAAAUUUUUUUUUUUUUAAUGUAAUUUCAUAUCUAUAUUUCUUUCUCUUAGAUACAACAAAAACACGUUUUCAUGUGGUAUGUAAAGGUCAUUCUUACUCAUGGACUGGGCUCUUAAUACUGGACUGGAGUUUGGCUGUGUUU
This is a messenger RNA of Humulus lupulus (European hop), 2342 nucleotides long. Its product is annotated as putative clathrin assembly protein At2g01600. Lineage: Eukaryota; Viridiplantae; Streptophyta; Magnoliopsida; Rosales; Cannabaceae. Bases 277 to 2001 code for a protein of 574 amino acids. Gene Ontology annotation, biological process: clathrin-dependent endocytosis; vesicle budding from membrane; clathrin coat assembly. Gene Ontology annotation, molecular function: phosphatidylinositol-4,5-bisphosphate binding; clathrin heavy chain binding; 1-phosphatidylinositol binding. The transcript is spliced from 15 exons. Gene Ontology annotation, cellular component: clathrin-coated pit; clathrin-coated vesicle. The record is from RefSeq and is a predicted model, not a curated record.